Molecule: messenger RNA, 7547 nt
Organism: Bemisia tabaci
Lineage: Eukaryota; Metazoa; Arthropoda; Insecta; Hemiptera; Aleyrodidae
Source: RefSeq, a predicted model, not a curated record
UGCAAAGUUUAGGCAGUCGAAUUGCGCAUCGCGCCCCAAGCUCGUGGUCAUGAGUAGUUACAUCGUGUCAUAGUAAAAGUAUAUUCAGCUAUUAUUAAUUUGAUUAUUAUUAUUUGACAUUUGUUAGUUUCGUGUAUUAUACGUCCACGGACCUUUUGUUAGCCAUUUCAUCGAUUCUGUCUCUGAUCUUGUCGGAUCUCUGGAUCUUCACGUUGAUCCUGUUCUUCCUAUUUUCAUCUGACAGGAGCGAAAUCGCACUCCAAAUUCAAGGUAAUAGCCACGAAAGAAUCGUUCCACCUCAUGCUGCUUCCAUAUACCCUCCCUCUCCCCCACCGAAGGAAAGCACUCCGAAGAAAGGUCAUCACUCAGUGGCAAAAAUAUAUUUGCUGGAAAAGUAGAGCUGCCUACUUUCAGCUGUUGGGAGCUCUCUUCCCUUGACUGGUCUGGGCAUUUACCAAGAUCAACCCUUGCUUUUGAUUUGUCAUCAAGGAAUUAUUGGAUCUCUAAGAAGCAGAGAAAAUCUGGAUGUGGUAGUCAAGGAAUUUGGAGUAUGCAUCUAUAGUGUUCAUCCAAAGCUGAGGUUUCAAUCUUGAAUUUUCUCUGUAAGUUGCUGAAUAGUCUGCCCGGCUGGACCUCUUUUUGCUGUUUGUAUGUCUGCAGUAGCACUUUUACUUUUUCCAAUAGAGAAAUCAAAACUUAAAAUAUUUUAUCUCCCUUUUUACCACCCGUAAGUAGUCAAUAUGAAGGAAAUUUCUUUCACCUCAAUUACAAUUCAAUUAAUUUUCAAGUAUCAAAUAUUACUAUUUUGCAUUGACACUGUAGCUGAAGAAAACUUUUGAGCAUAACAUGGAGCAAAAAAAAUUUGAAAGUAUUUUUCCAGCAAUUGCCUCAAUAUUUGGGGGCUCCUUUUUAACCCAUAAAAAUGACCCUUUCUCAGAGCCUGAUAAACGUGAACAAAUAUUAGUUACACUGCUCAGCUGCUAUUUGGAAAGUGAACUAUCAAAGUCUGGAAAAGAAGGCCCGUGCAGUUCUUUUAAAGGUCAACUCUAUGCUGUCAGCAAGUUAUUAAAACUAUGGUCAGAGGACCUGAGCGUCAUUCACAAAAUCAGGAACCACAAAAGUCAAGAUGGCAGAAGAAAAGAGGCAAGAAAAAUGGCUCAAAAUUUACUGAAGAGAAUUCAAAAUUUUGAAAAUUGUACAAUUAUUCCGAGUGGCUUAAUAUCAGCGUCUUAUUGUCACAAAGUCAUGAAAGACAUCACUGGAUCUCAUGAUCAAGCUAAUAUCGCUAUUUUGAAGAAACAUAGAAAGAACAAGCAUAUUGAUUGGAUUCAUGUCAAUCCUGGUAGCCCUUAUCACCAACAAUGCAAGGGUCUUGCUGGUGAAAAUAUAAAAUCUUUCCUUGAAAUCACUGAUAUAAAUCCCGAUGAUAUCACAGAAGACUUUUUGUUCCUAUUAGUGGGCUUAAAAGCAAUCAAACCUGGGGAGAAAUUUUAUUAUAAAGAAGUGUCGCUGUAUGAGUGUCUGUUGGUAUUUUUAAAUGGCAAAACAAUUUUGCAAUCAUACAAUGACGAAAGUUUCAUGCCUCAUUCUCCUAUAUCACCUGCUCAUACGUGGCUGGUGAUCGAUCAGGCAUUUAAAUAUCUCUUAAAGCACUUUAUUGGUGACGCAUAUUAUGCUCCCUAUCAAACAUUAAUCACUGGCUUCAAAAUAUCCUUAGUUGAAAAAAUGUUGGUUUCUUAUCGGAAUCAAGAGACACAGCUGGCUCAUUUUUUACUACAAGAAAUGUGCCAUGAAUUAGCGCAACAAGCACUUGAUCAUGGCAGUAUGGAACAAAAAGAUUUUUCACGGAAAUUGAUCGAUAAAAUUAAAGUAUUCACCAAAGACAGGUGUAUUCGACUAACAGCAUUGGCGAGUCAAGGAUCUCAAUUGCAUGGACUUCAUAUUUUAUCGCUCAGGUUCCCUAUGCCAUGCUUAACAGAACUCGCUGCUUCUUCGGAAAGUCUCGAUUUACCUACUUUGAAACUUGAGCCUGUUUUUUUGAAGCCUAAAAACGACGAUGACAUAAUGGUCUAUUUGAACCAUUUUACAAGCGGCUUCGUUAACCAGUUAAUAAAGUCAAAUGACUUAGUUGAUGUAGCAUUACUUAGUUACGGCAUCGAAGUAUUCUUUAUUGAUUAUCUUGCAAACACCAGUAUUUUGAAAACAUCAGAUACCUCUCAGUUUUCAAGUGAUGAUACCCUUUUAGCAAAAAUGUUAUUAAAUCUUGCUAAAAUUUUCUACAACUGUCAAGGACAGUUAAUCAGUCACUUGUCAUGUUUGCAAUACCAACCUUAUUUUUUUGCCAAGAACGUAAUCAUUCAGUUUUUUGUGUACGCAUCUAUUACUGCUCUGAAUUUACGAGACAAAGUAAUCAAAGGUCCAUUAACAAAGUACAAUUUAAGUGUAGCUGUAAGUGACACUGUUUCUUUACAUGAAAUCAUACCUCAUCUUGUGAUUCCUAAUGAAUCAUGGCUAAAAGUUCUAUUCUCUACUGAAUCCUUUUUCAUGCCAAAAGAAGACUGUGAAACAUUAUUUUCACAUAGUAAAUUUCAGAACUCAGAUUUUUCUUUUGAAAUUAGUAAUGAUGCUGCAACAGAAGAUAUUGAUGUCCAAUUUGCCCUUUGUUUACUUCUGAAAUAUCCGGAUUCUUAUUCUCGUUUUGAGAAAGAUCAUCGCCAUCUAUGUUUUGAAAAAUACAACAGGAUGUGGCAAAAACUUGCUUACACUGAUGUGUACUUGCCAUCAGUCUAUGAUUCACUAUCAAAAGCAGCUCAUUUUGCAAAAGUCUCCUUGAUAAAUGCUCCUUCAUGGAAUAAGCAUAAUUGCACUGGAGUAGAAUGGCAUUUUACCAAUUCUUCAUACUUUGAAGAGCCCCAAUGGGUUGUAAACAGGACUGAGUUCUGGCGCUCGAUUGUCAAGCUUAAAGUAGAUAAUAUCACUGUAAGUACCAAACCUAACUCGAACCCGUUGACAAGUUAUUCCGUCAAAGUUGGCUUCAUGAAAAGCCAGUGCCUGUAUCAGCGACUGAUUAUUCAAGAAGAAAAUAUAUUUAAGGCUCACAAUCAUUUUACCGAAGAUGGUGUCUCAGAAGAUGCAGAGGAGGAACCCAUUAAUAUCUGUCAUCUUACCGAAAAUGAGGUAAUAGCAAGUCAAAAUCUGAAACCUCAUUUCAUGGACCGUAAUCGUUACAUGCAGUUGGGGUUCUUGCAGAGUGUCCCUCUGCUAAAAAUUGAACGCCUGUACAUUGCGCUGAAAGACCUGCAACUGGAUAUUUGCUGUGAGGAAGACUGCGUCCUUAUCAAGCAAACUCUUUUUGAAAUAAGUGCCCUGCGGAAAAUAGGAGUUGGGUCUUGUGGUUUACUACAGUGGACAGUAGACAAAAAUCCUUCUUUAAUUCAUCAAUUAGGUUUACUUUUCAUCGAAAAAGCACUAGUAAUGCGACAUCGUUUGACUCAACAUCAAGCACUAGGUAAUAUUCUUGAAAUAUGUGUAGGAUUACUGACAUUUUAUCCUGUAGAAUUUAAAGAUGAAUUUGUGGAGUGCUUGGUGAAAAUAUAUUACUUACUAAAAGAAGUUUUAGUGCAGCCUCCUAGCCACCUCAGUGAUUCCACGUUGCUGCAUCUCAAUGCAUAUUUAAUUACUAGUGUACAAGUGAAACCUGCAUUACUGGAAACAGAAAUGCUGACAGUAUUAAAAGCUUUGUUUACCAUUCAGAACUAUAAAGCAAAGGGAUUAAGUCUGAAUAAUGAUGUUUCACUCAAAAUGUACGUGUCAAGUUUCAAAUGGUGUUCGAGUUUCCAGCAUCACCUCGAGCAAAACCCAAUACUUCUCAAUAAUCUAAUUGCAAACGUUAAUCCUCAGUGGGACGAGAAGAAGACGUGGCACAAGAGCAAGUUUGGUUUGAUGUUUUUUUGCCAAGAAUAUUCAGUGAAACCUUUGUUUGGCAGCAUUUACUUCCAAAAUAGGCCUAUCACAGGGCUACCUGAGGGUAUAUAUAAACAUAGAAUUUUCAAAGCUUAUCUUGGUCAGGUAAAUUUUUCAGUGAUGCCAGAUUCUCAAGAAGUAGAUGGCCAUGUCUUGCCUUGCUUUCUGUCAGUAAGUCAUGAACCCAAAACCAGGUUAACUCUAAUUAAAGAUAAUUUGUUGAUCGAAGAAUUUAUCGAAAAUAGCUAUCAGCUAUACAUCCCUGCCGAAGAAUUACUGCGCAAAGAUGCUUAUCCUGCUUUAUUCCGUAAAUCAGCUGAUGGGAAUCACUUAUUUUCACAUUGGCUCAGUAGUGACCGAAAAUUACUUUUUGUGAAAGAUCAAAAUCGCAAUGUCCUUUACAAAUGGGACUUGAAGACCAGUUUUGUUUAUUCUUUGAAACAAGAAGGGUUCAUUGUCCCUUGGAGCCAAUUAAAAGACUCCACGUUCAAACAAUGGCUUCAGUGUGUUGAAUCAUUUAGCUGGAUCGAAGUUAUUGCUCAACAAGCUCCUAGUAUUUCAGCUCAUAUUACAGCCUUACAUUUUCCACGUCUGGCUUUACAUUUUUACAAAAAAGAGAGUAAAUUUUAUUGUAAACAGAUACAUGGCUACUCUCUUGCUGAGAAACAGAGCAUUCAUUCUCUGGAUGGAUUUUUUAAUUAUUUUGUACUAGAAAAAGAAGAACCCAACUCCACAGCUCUGAAAAUCAAAGUGCUUAUUCCGCAUCGCAAAGUAGAACCUGGUGGUCAUUUCUAUAACAAGACGGUAGUCGCAACCCUCAAUGAAGUUGAGACUCCAUCGUACUUUGUUUACGAUUUUGAUUCAAAGACAGGCCUAUUGAAAUGUCAUCAUACGCGUGCUCAGCUUUACCUAGCUUUGCUGUAUUACUGUUCCUCUUCUCUAGAUGAUCACGAUGCAUCCAAUAUCAAUGCCUAUCAUCUGUCAAGAAAAAAUUUGGAGGCUUGUUGGAAAGAUGAACCUUUUGAUAAUGUAGAACUGAACAUUAUUGCUCAAUUCUUAGAUUCUAGAAGAAUGCGAGAUUUUCACCCUAAUCGAAUUGCGCUUUAUUUGAAAGUUGUAUCUCUGUUGACGAGCAGUGUACGACUUUCAUUUUUGUAUACUGACAAGGCAAAUCUCGAGAAUAAAAAUGACAGUGAUAAAUUAUUGAACAAAUGUGAUAAGUACCUGCCAUUUUUGAUCUCACAGUAUAUAAAUCAUAAAUCAACAAUUUUUUCAGUUAUCAGACUUAGUCGUGAAGAGGAGGAGGAAAUUAUGGAUAGAUGCCCUGGUUUAUUUGAAGCUUACAAACAAUUGUACUUUAAACGAAAGCAGUGGGUAGACUUAUCAGUGGAGUGUAAUAAGUCGUACAAAGAUCACUAUGGGAAGUUAUUUGCUAAAGAUUCCAUGGUCAAAACUUCUUUCUUGCAACUCUUCACUUCAAACAUUUCAUAUUUCCGAUUCACUCUUGCAGAAGAUGAAAUAGAUUUCUCAUCAGGUUUUGAUGGAAUAUUGCUCAGUAGAUUUGAUUUAAACCAUUUCAUCCCACUUUACAAGCUUGCAAAGUAUUCCCUCAUCUCCGUGGAGAAGUAUCAGUAUUUAUUGCAUCAUAUGGUACUCAGGGCUAAAAUUAAUUAUUCGCAAUUUCCAGAAAAGCUUGUAAUGAUGUUGGCCCGUGGGCUCCUUCUUGUAGCUGAAAAUUCAGUCCUGUUCCCUCAUCCCCCCUCUUGGUUUGGAGUAAAUGAAGAUUCUGUAGAUGUAAGCGACCGAUGUAUUACCGAACACAAUGUAGUACGUGCUUUUGGAGGUUUUCAUUGGAAUCCAAGAAAGAAGUAUAAAAAUUGGGAAGAAGAAAAAGCAGAAGAAAGGAAAGCAAAAGCUGAUUACGAACAGGAAAAUUCAGAAAUUUGGUCCAAUUUAUGGAGAUAUGAUCUAGACAAUGAAGGCAUACCGAACAAACAUUGGAAAAAUUGUCAACUUCUUUAUGAAAGUUUUGUCACUUUCAGAGAUUCAAGCAAGCGGGGAGACGUCAGAAAACUUUAUUUAAAAGCUGCAUUUAAUGAUUCCAUGUUUAAAUUUUUUGUUCAGGUUUUAUCAUUGUGUGACCAACUUAAAGACCAAUCUACAAUGUCUUGGAGUAUAGCCUCCUUUAUUGACAGUUCACUGACAGUGAGACUGCUCGCAGAAAAAUACACAACAUUCACGGUGAAACCUGUUAGUUGGGAAAAAUGGACCAUUUCUCAAAAGCCGCUCAUAGCUUUGAGGAAAUAUUUUGUUGCUGAACAGCAAGUGGCUCGAAAAGAAGAAUUUUUAUUCGAAGCCCAACUGAAAGAGCCAGCAAAUGAGUAUCAGCGUCAAUUCUGUGAAGAGCUGAAGAAGAGUUGGUUGAUUUACCACAACGAGACCCAAUCCAGUUAUACUUGGCUCAAUCAGCAGUGUAGCAGUACUCUUGAAAAAGCAUUGCAAAAGAAACACGAACAGCUUUCCCUAGAAGCAGUGGAAAUUUGGGAAAUAAUCAAAGAGCAAUUGGAACAGCGGCCUAACAGUGAGUCUGACGACUACUUUGCUCUGCGUUGGCAUAGUGGAAAAGUAAACCAUUAUCAAAAGGAAGACAUCUUAAGAUUGCUAGUAGAGCCAGAAAAACUUGGAGCCUAUAAUCCAGAUUGCAUUGAAAAACAUGAUUUCAUCAUCAAAAAAUUGUUACAAUAUGUAAGCCUAGAGAUCAUUGUUGCAAAAAUAAAUCGGGACUUGGCUCUCCUAGAACAAUUAAAAAAAUGCAAAGGUGAAGACGAACAGUUUUCUGUGUUGCAGAGUCUGGUUAGUAGCUUAGAAGAACAAAUUAGUCCUUCCUGCUUUCGUCAUCCUCAUUGGUUCCUGUUUCAAUAUGAAAAUGAGAUUAUUAUCCGUGAGAAUCAACAGGAGCUCAUUGAAGCCAUGUUGAAAGAAAACAAAAAAACAAUGUAUCAGCUCAACAUGGGGGAGGGUAAGUCAUCAGUCAUUCUACCCUUAUUGUGCAGUAAUCUUGCAAAUGGCCGGCAAGUACUCCGCAUCAAUGUUCUGUCAGCUCUAUUGGUAAUAAUGAAAAACUCUUUGCAUCGGUGUUUUACUGGUUUGAUAAAGAAACGUGUUUACACUUUACCUUUUCAGAGAGACACAGACAUUUCUCCAGCGAAUUUAAAAUUGAUUCUCGAUGUUCUCAAAAGAUGUCUAAAAGACCAACAUAUUCUUCUUGUCACACCGGAAUUCCGCCUAUGUUUGCAGUUGAAAUUAAGAGAAUUGAUGCUUGAAAAUCAAGAGCAAAUGCAGGCAACAGGUUUAUUCAACUGGGAUACUUAUCGUCAAAGAGUGCCUCGAAAAAUAGAGGAAUAUAAUGAUUUGGAAAAAUCUCAAGUGGAGCAGUUGUUGAGAAAACAAGACGCGUGUCUACGUGCAUGUUUACAGGCUGAACGAUAUCUUAACAAUGAAGAUACCAUUCUUAAAGUUCCACCUCGAGGACAAGGCGCCAAAAAAUUCGCUCAAUAUAAAGAAACUAUCAAUGACCCGACAUU